This is a messenger RNA of Cajanus cajan (pigeon pea), 2289 nucleotides long. NCBI's taxonomy places the organism in Eukaryota, Viridiplantae, Streptophyta, Magnoliopsida, Fabales, Fabaceae. The record is from RefSeq and is a predicted model, not a curated record.
UGAUCUGUCCAAUAAUCGUCUCAACGGAUCUAUUCCUCGAAGCUUCUCAUAUCCUCAUCUUCAAAACUUGUCACUUGCAAACAAUUUACUGUCUGGCUCCGUCCCUGCUAGCAUAUGGCAGAACAUGUCCUUUAAUGAGAAAGCUAAACUUACAAUUGAUCUCCAUAACAACUUAUUUUCGGAUGUUUUAGGAAAUCUAACCCCCCCGGAAAAUGUUACCUUGAGGCUUUCUGGUAAUCCUAUCUGCAAUAAUUCUAACAUACAUAGUAUUGGUCAAUAUUGUGGACCUAAAGAAGAUAAGGCAGAACAAGACUCAACAAACUCAACAACUGGUUGUCCGAUUCAAGCUUGUCCAGUAAAGGCCUUUUAUGAAUAUGCCCCAUCUUCCUCAGUUCAAUGCUUUUGUGCAGCACCUCUAAGAAUUGGAUACAGGCUGAAAAGUCCAAGUUUUUCUUACUUUCCUCCCUAUAAAACUAGUUUUGAACACUAUAUAGUUAAAUCCUUAAACUUAGACCACGAUCAACUAUCAAUAGAUUCAUAUGCUUGGGAAGAGGGGCCUCGUCUUAGAAUGUAUUUGAAACUCUUCCCUUCCUAUAAUGAUUCCCAUUCUUACAUGUUCAAUACAAGUGAGGUCCGUCGUAUUAAAGGGUUAUUUUCAUCAUGGCACUUUCCUCGCACUGAUUUUUUCGGACCAUAUGAACUCUUGAACUUCACUCUUCUUGGACCUUAUGAAGAUUUACUUAAUGAUUCAGAGAAGAAAAAGAUUGGCACGGGCAUAAUAAUUGCGGCUGUAAUAGCAGCAGUUGCUUGUGUUUUAGCAAUAUCUGCAAUAAUCAUUCUCCUGAUGUCUAGAAGACAUAAGAAAUACCAGCACAAGUUUUCCAGGAAACGGAUGUCCUCUAAUAUGUCAAUCAAAAUAGAUGGAAUGAAAAUAUUUACUUACAAAGAAUUGGCUCUUGCUACUAAAAAAUUUGAUAUCUCAACUAAAGUUGGCCAAGGAGGUUAUGGGAAUGUCUAUAAAGGCAUUUUAUCUAAUGAAACUUUUGUGGCCGUUAAGCGAGCAGAAGAAGGUUCCUUACAAGGACAAAAAGAGUUCUUGACUGAGAUUGAGCUUUUAUCAAGAUUACAUCAUCGAAAUCUUGUCUCACUGAUUGGAUACUGUAAUGAAGAAGGAGAGCAGAUGCUGGUUUAUGAAUUCAUGCCCAAUGGCACCCUAAGGGACUGGAUUUCUGGUAAAAGUAAAAAAAACAAGGGAAGCCUAAAUUUUACUAUGAGGUUGAGAAUUGCAAUGGGUGCAGCCAAAGGAAUACUAUAUCUGCAUACAGAGGCUAACCCUCCUAUAUUCCACCGAGAUAUUAAAGCCAGUAACAUUCUUCUGGACUCCAAGUUUACUGCUAAAGUGGCCGAUUUUGGACUUUCACGGCUUGUACCAUACUCAGAUGAAGAAGGAACUGCUCCUAAUUAUGUGUCAACAGUGGUGAAAGGAACACCAGGUUACCUUGACCCAGAAUAUUUGUUGACUCAUAAGUUGACUGACAAAAGUGAUGUCUAUAGCCUGGGCAUUGUGUUUCUAGAGCUUUUGACAGGCAUGCAACCAAUAUCACAUGGGAAAAACAUUGUCCGCGAGGUUAACAUGGCUCUACAAUCUGGCACAAUAUAUUCCAUCAUAGACAGCAAAAUGGGUUUAUAUCCAUCUGAAUGCUUGGACAAGUUUUUAACUCUGGCCCUCAGUUGUUGCCAAGACAAUCCAGAGCAGAGACCAUCAAUGCUAGAUGUAGUGAGGGAACUGGAAAACAUCAUUGCAGUAUUGCCUGAAACCGAAACUCUUUUCUCAGAUGUUAGCUUAGACAGUUCUGGUAACAUGGCAUCUUCAUCAUCAGCAUCAGGAUCCCAUAUUACAAGAGAGGAACAACACAUGUCCUCGUAUGUGUCAGGAAGUGAUCUUGUCAGUGAUGUCAUUCCCACCAUUGUUCCUCGCUGAUGCUGAACUAUGCUAGUUUCCCUGACAUGUUACAAAAAAUGUAAUUAUAUUCUUUUAUACCUAGAUUUUGAUUAAUGAUAAAGGUAGGAAGUAUAUUAGGGACUUAGCUAUCACUACACUUCCCAUUUGGGACCUUGUAAAUUUUGUACUCGUUACUGUAAGCACAUCCUAUAGAAUUGGUUGUCAAAAGAAAAAGAGAAUGAUACAACAACUACAUUUUUUUUUAUUUUUUUUAAAAAUAUCUACAACCAAUAGAGUCGGUGUGGUUUGUCAAAAUUAAGGGAGUGUUGUUUUUUUGGUAUUUUAAG